GCGCGCGCGGCGCGGGGCGGGCGGGAGCGGGCGCGGGGCAGGCGCGGCCAUGGAGGACGUGAGCGCCAAGUUCGUGUCGCAGAAGAUCAGCCGGACGCGCUGGCGGCCCCUGCCCCCCGCCGCGCUGCAGCCCCCCGACCUCUUCGCCACCGGCUCCUGGGACAACGAGGAUAACAGGAUCUCCAUUUGGUCUGUUGGCGACCUUGGAAAUACGGGCCUCAAUGGUGAAUAUCAUGGAGAACCUCAUUUGCUGUGUGACAUCCAGCACAACGGUGAUGUUAUGGAUAUGCAGUUUUUGGAUCAAGAAAGAAUUGUGGUUGCCUCAUCAACAGGAACUGUAACUAUAUUCCGUCAUCAUCAAAAUAACCAGACAUUAUCUGCUGACCACCGGUGGGCGAAAGCUCAUUAUCAUGUGGAUCAAGACACAUCUUGUGGUGGAGCAGCCUGUACAGGAGUCGUCUGCAACAACCCAGAAAUUGUCACUGUUGGAGAAGAUGGUAGAAUAAAUCUCUUCAGGGCUGACCAAAAAGAUGCAGUAAGAACUAUAGACAACGCAGACAGCAGCACCCUCCAUGCAGUGACUUUCCUUCGCACAACUGAGAUCUUGACAGUGAACUCAAUUGGACAGUUAAAAAUAUGGGACCUCAGACAGCAAAGAAAUGAGCCAUCUCAAAUAUUUUCUUUGGCAGGUGACAGAGUUCCACUGCACUGUGUGGAUAGGCAUCCCAAUCAGCAGCAUAUUGUGGCCACAGGGGGCCAGGAUGGAAUGCUGAGUAUAUGGGACAUCAGGCAGGGUACUAUGCCAGUGUCCCUGCUAAAUGCUCAUGAAGCAGAAAUGUGGGAAGUUCACUUCCAUCCCUCUGACCCUGAUCAUUUAUUCACGUGUUCUGAAGAUGGAUCUCUUUGGCACUGGGACACUUCCACAAAUGUAUCUGAAAAACCUUCUUUUCUUCAUCAAGGAGGAAGAAGCACUGCCUAUCUUUCCCACAGUACCAUGAACCAGUCUGUAGUGAGUGCCUGGCUAAGCAAUGAUCCCACCAAAGACCGCAUGGAAAUCACCAACCUGAUUCCAAACCAGACUUUGUCUGUGAAUAGUUUAGAUGUCCUAGGACCAUGCCUGGUAUAUGGUACUGAUGCAGAGGCUAUUUAUGUGAACAGACAACUUUUUGCAUGAAGUGACUGUGGUAUCCCAUUGAAGUAUUGAGCAGCUUGAACUACUGGGAUAUGUCAGGUUCAUUCUUGAUGUUACUCACUGAUCUGUUACCAGCUUGGUCCUGGUGCUGUGGAAGAAGUGAGGUGCUUCACAUUCUGACAGCUGUCACUUGAUGCUCCAGGAUGGGUAACUGAGCAAGCUUACAUGCCAUUUCUUCCCUGCUGCCUGCUUGGUUUUGACAAGCAGGAAAGUAGUCACUAAGGGCAAAAUCUUUGCUGUAAAGUGAUGUCCGUCAUGCACAUAAAAACAGAGGGAAAGAUAAACCCUGAAUUUUUAUUUUUCCCUGUAAAGGUAUUUUUCAAUUUUCAUUCUAAAGCGAAACUGGGCUUUGUGGAAAUUCUUUUUAUGUCACCUGAAAGAGAUGGGGUUUUUUUUAAGCUGAGUUUUUAUAUAUAUAUAUAUAUAGGGGAACAUAACUGUUAAUGUUAGUUCACGAGUUGGAAGGAAAACUGUUCAAGCUAUGAAAUGUGAAAGGUUCUAUAGGAAUCUAAGCAUUCUAGCAACAUUACUUUGAAUUAUUCACAGCUUCAUCAUGGAUGCUAGAUGUUAAAACUUUAUAAUGCACCAGUAAAUCUCCCAACAAAAAAGUGGGGCUUAUAAUUAAGACGUCAUAAUUGACAGAUGUGUUGGCUGUGUUUUCAGGUGUAAGAAUGAGUUUCUAAACUUGAGACAUAGUCUUUGUCACAAAUUCACAUCUGGUUUACUGAAAUCUUUGACAAGUUUUAAAUUUUAUUAUUAGCAUUGUACCUGCUUUUUGUUACUGAGAACCCUUUCUCUUUUUAUUAAAAAGUUUUGCACAAGA
Molecule: messenger RNA, 2015 nt
Organism: Serinus canaria (Common canary)
Lineage: Eukaryota; Metazoa; Chordata; Aves; Passeriformes; Fringillidae
Gene: NUP43
Product: nucleoporin 43
Exons: 8
Coding region: 50-1174 (374 amino acids)
Cellular component (GO): nuclear pore outer ring
Molecular function (GO): protein binding
Source: RefSeq, a predicted model, not a curated record